Messenger RNA from Neoarius graeffei (lesser salmon catfish), 795 nucleotides. RefSeq names its product synaptosome associated protein 25b (gene snap25b). The coding region runs from base 99 to 710 and encodes 203 amino acids. Gene Ontology annotation, molecular function: syntaxin-1 binding; voltage-gated potassium channel activity; SNAP receptor activity. Gene Ontology annotation, cellular component: plasma membrane; synaptobrevin 2-SNAP-25-syntaxin-1a-complexin I complex. NCBI's taxonomy places the organism in Eukaryota, Metazoa, Chordata, Actinopteri, Siluriformes, Ariidae. The record is from RefSeq and is a predicted model, not a curated record. Gene Ontology annotation, biological process: exocytosis; synaptic vesicle priming; synaptic vesicle fusion to presynaptic active zone membrane. The transcript is spliced from 8 exons.
GGGCUGAGAAGAUAAACACUCUCUCUCAUCUCACACACACACACACACACACACACACAGGGCGAGUUUAAUCCUGAGUGUUGAAGUUUUGAGCCAAAAUGGCGGACGACUCUGACAUGAGGAAUGAGCUGACCAACCUGCAGGAGCGAGCGGACCAGCUGGCAGAUGAAUCGUUGGAGAGUACUCGGCGCAUGCUGCAGCUGGUGGAGGAGAGUAAAGAUGCUGGUAUCAGAACUCUGGUUAUGCUGGAUGAACAGGGAGAACAACUGGAGCGCAUUGAGGAGGGAAUGGAUCAGAUCAACAAGGACAUGAAGGAAGCUGAGAAGAACCUGACGGACCUAGGGAACCUCUGUGGGCUCUGUCCUUGUCCCUGUAACAAACUGAAAGAGCGAGGACAGAAUUGGGGAAACAAUCAGGACGGCGUGGUUUCCAGCCAGCCCGCUCGUGUAAUGGAUGAACGUGAACAGAUGGCCAUCAGUGGGGGAUUUAUUCGCAGGGUAACGAAUGAUGCACGGGAGAAUGAGAUGGAUGAGAAUCUAGAGCAGGUUGGUAGCAUCAUUGGGAAUCUGCGUCACAUGGCUCUGGACAUGGGCAAUGAGAUUGACACUCAGAACCGCCAGAUUGACAGGAUCAUGGACAUGGCUGAUUCCAACAAAACAAGGAUUGAUGAGGCUAACCAGCGCGCCACAAAAAUGCUGGGAAGCGGCUAAACGUCUGCAAGAAAUACUUUCAACCUUCUGUCCCACUUUCAGUCUGUUUCUUCUUCUAUAUAGUCACUUGAUAACUUUACAUACA